UCUUGCCGCCCGCCCGCCCCAGCCGGCGGCACCUCCGGGCGGCGGCUCCUCCCCCGCCGCUCGCCGCGCCGCGCCUGUGGCAGCCCGGCAGCAUGGCGGCGGUGGAGACCCGUGUUUGCGAGACGGCUGGCUGCAGCAGCGAGGCCAAGCUGCAGUGCCCUACCUGCCUCAAGCUGGGCAUCCAGGGCUCCUACUUCUGCUCUCAGGAAUGCUUUAAGGGAAGCUGGGCUACUCACAAGUUAUUACACAAGAAAGCAAAAGAUGAAAAAGCGAAGCGUGAAGUUUCCUCUUGGACCCUGGAAGGUGAUGUUAACACAAAUCCCUGGUCUGGUUAUCGAUACACUGGUAAACUCAGGCCACAUUAUCCACUGACGCCAACGAGACCUGUGCCAAGUUAUAUUCAGAGACCGGAUUAUGCUGAUCACCCACUAGGAAUGUCUGAAUCAGAACAGGCUUUAAAAGGAACCUCUCAAAUAAAAAUACUCACAUCUGAGGAUAUAGAAGGGAUGCGAGUAGUGUGUAGGCUUGCUAGAGAAGUAUUGGAUGUUGCUGCUAUGAUGGUGAAAGCAGGAGUAACUACUGAAGAAAUUGAUCACGCUGUCCAUUUAGCUUGUAUCGCAAGGAAUUGCUAUCCUUCCCCUCUGAAUUAUUAUAAUUUCCCAAAGUCGUGUUGUACGUCAGUGAACGAAGUGAUCUGUCAUGGAAUUCCUGACAGGAGGCCAUUGCAGGAGGGAGAUAUAGUUAAUGUGGAUAUUACUGUCUAUCGUAAUGGCUACCAUGGAGAUCUGAACGAGACAUUUUAUGUUGGAGAAGUUGAUGAGGGUGCAAGGAGGCUUGUCCAAACAACUUACGAGUGCCUAAUGCAGGCCAUUGAUGCAGUGAAACCUGGUGUUCGGUACAGAGAACUAGGAAACAUUAUUCAGAAACAUGCUCAAGCAAAUGGAUUUUCAGUGGUUCGGAGCUACUGUGGGCAUGGAAUCCAUAAACUUUUCCAUACGGCCCCUAACGUGCCACAUUAUGCCAAAAAUAAGGCCGUUGGAGUCAUGAAGCCAGGUCAUGUAUUUACAAUUGAGCCAAUGAUCUGUGAAGGUGGUUGGCAAGAUGAGACAUGGCCUGAUGGCUGGACUGCAGUGACAAGGGAUGGAAAGCGCUCUGCCCAGUUUGAACACACACUCCUGGUCACCGAUACAGGCUGUGAGAUCCUGACACGGCGGCUGGAUAGUAUUCGUCCCCAUUUCAUGUCCCAGUGAGAGUUUAGACUGAGCAGGUGGAGCUGAAUGAUCCUUUUUUUCUUUAUUUUUGUGUCCCUGUACUAUGCAUUUUUUUAAGAGUACAGAAUAGAGAUUUCAGCAUUUACUUUGUUCUCAGUGAUUAAGAUAAGAGGAAUAUCUUGAAGAACCUGAGGAAAGCAGAGAAGAAUUUAAGGAAUUUCCUGCUUUACCUACAACACUCAUGCUGUAUUUUUCUUUUUAUUUCAAUUAUCUGUUUAGCACCUUUCUUCCAAUUAGACCCACAAUUGCUUCUGUUACUGCCAUGAUAUUAGCUAGAAAAGCGUGGGUAACCUUUCCCACUGGGACUUGAUAUUUUGGGAUCCAGGUUUUUUCACCACUUCAAUGUGCCCUGUCACUCUUGGGAUGUGAGUGCCACCUGAGAUUUUAAGCAUUUCUAGUUCCAAAGACUUGCUCCUGCUUCUGGAGGUACUGUUCUAAUGGGCUGGACUUUGUUUAUCACUUGAGAAAGGGGCAGAAGGGAAAGACACAUGCAUGUUGCCAAGAACAGGCUACCCUUACCUUUAUUUCUGUUCCCAUCUCCCUUGUGAUGGCCUCUGUGGUGACUGCAACUUAGGUGACACAGUUAAUGGCAGGACUUGUUUCUCUUUCUGGAGAGUUGAUAGUAUGGGCUUUCUACAGGGAAAAAUAAUAAAUUCUGUCUUAUAUGCAGCUCCCUGGAAUAAGCUGCUUCUUGGCAAAGCAGUAUUUCCAGGCAGUCUCCUGCUCCAAAAGCUUAGUGAAGCUGAUGUGUCAGACUUGCCUAGGUAAAGGAAUGAAACAAGUACCAAAAAGAUCCCAAGAUUCUUGGGAUCCCCAAGCGUGUGAACUGGGGGACAUAUUUUUUAAAGGUACCUCCACAGAGCUGUGGGGGAUACGAUUUGCAAGACUUGCAAUGAAAAGAGUACAUGCGUAUCUCAAAACAAGUCUGUGAGCAAAUGAAACACCUUUGAUGCUGUAUUCAUUUUCAUUUGGUAAUUCCUAAACAGGUCAUGUUUUUCCCUCCCUCAGUUAAGUGAGUUUCAUGCUUUUGGGAAUGCUUAGGGGGCAGCUAUGGAAAUGAUCUUUUUUUUUUUCUCAGAUUGGGUAUAGAGUGGGCAAUGUUAGUAUAUAUAUAUAUCCCCCUUUAUUUUCUGUUCGUAGGUAAUGAUGAGCUGGAAACUGUCAUGUUAAAGGCUAUGGAUUGAUUAAGCCUCUCUUCUCUCUACCCUUUCUUUUCCCGUACCCACUUUACCCACUUAGGUCCUUUCCACCAUCUUUGGUGUCUCAGCUGAGGGAAUUUAUUUUUUCUUCUGAAUUGUAAUGAAAAAUGUUUCAGACCCCACUGCAGACUUAGUCUUACACCACUGUAAUGCAAAAAAUAGUUAAACCAAUGCAGACAUUAAAUCACACAAUCAUGGGCAUAAAAUACACCUUUUAUAUGGUGUCUGAUGAAUUUGUUGCCACAUUAGACCCAAGAAUAUGAGGUACUGCAUACCAUACCCUUGGCUCCCCUUAGCACUGCAGAAUUUAGGUGGGGGAAAGGGGUUAGUGCUUCACAGAACUGGACUCGUGUACUACCAAAUACCAAACUUGCCAGAAAAUGUCUUCUCUGCCCUGAGUGCCUCAGACCUCUGUUGCUGUAAGAGCAUCAUUGCAAUGUUUUCAUUACCUUUAUUGUUAUUUUUAAUUAUGCAGUAAAGUGACCUGAACUGA
Pezoporus occidentalis (night parrot) is the source of this 2963-nucleotide messenger RNA. It is a transcript of the gene METAP1, whose product is annotated as methionyl aminopeptidase 1. Gene Ontology annotation, biological process: proteolysis. Gene Ontology annotation, cellular component: cytosol. The transcript is spliced from 11 exons. Bases 93 to 1250 code for a protein of 385 amino acids. Lineage: Eukaryota; Metazoa; Chordata; Aves; Psittaciformes; Psittacidae. The record is from RefSeq and is a predicted model, not a curated record. Gene Ontology annotation, molecular function: metalloaminopeptidase activity.